CAAUUUGCCCAAACCAUGCUUUUUGCCAUUGAGGAGAUCAACAACAGUACAGAGCUGCUGCCGGGUAUAACUCUGGGAUACAAGGUUUAUGACACUUGUGGUUCCAUAGCCAGAAGUGUAAAAGUUGCUCUAAACUUGGCCAGUGGGAGUGACACCAAGACUGUGAUGUCAAAAGCUUCCUGCAUCAAACCUGCACAAGUGCAGGCCAUAAUGGGAGAAACGUCAUCUUCUCCGAGCUCAGCGAUUGCUACAGUCAUCGGACCAUUUUCGAUCCCACUGAUUAGUCACUUUUCUACAUGUGCUUGUCUCAGUGAUAAAACGAAGUACCCAUCCUUUCUCAGAACAAUACCCAGUGAUUACUUCCAGAGCAGAGCCCUCGCCCAACUGGUCAAGCACUUCGGCUGGAUGUGGGUUGGAGCGAUUAGAACCAAUGAUGACUAUGGCAACAAUGGCAUGGUUACAUUCACAGAGACUGCUGAACAGUUGGGCAUUUGUCUGGAAUAUUCUGUGCCUUUCUUUCGAACAGAUCCCCCAGAUAAGAUUCAGAAAAUAAUUGAUCUGAUUAAGGCAUCCACCUCAAAGGUGAUUGUUGCCUUCCUCUCUCACAUGGACAUGGAUGUGCUUAUUAAGGAGUUGUCAAACCAUAACAUAUCAGGGUAUCAGUGGGUCGGAAGUGAGUCCUGGAUCUUUGAUUCUCAGAUUGCUGCGGUGGAUCAGACUCACAUUCUGGAUGGAGCUAUAGGUCUGUCCAUUCCCAAAGCUCAUGUCAGCGGCCUCAAAGAGUUUAUGCUUGAUGUUACACCCCUCAAUUCAUCCAGUAAUGACUUGUUCGUAGAGUUCUGGGAGGCAAUGUUUAGCUGUGAGUUCAAACAGUCAAAGUCGGCUGUAGAAAUUCAUGGAGAAUGUACCGGACGAGAAGAUGUGGCCGGAGUGAAAAACAGUUUCACAGACAUGUCCCUAAUGCCCAUUUUCAACAACGUCUAUAAAGGAGUGUAUGCUGUAGCCCACGCUCUGCAUAUGAUUCUAAAAUGUAACGAAACGUGUGACAAUGGUGUGCAGCUGCAGCCACUAGAGAUUUUAAAGUACAUACAAAAGAUUAGAUUCAAAACAAAAGAAGGAGAUGAGGUCUAUUUCAAUGAAAACGGAGAUCCAGCUGCAAAAUAUGAGAUUAUAAAUUGGCAGCCGAGAGAAAAUGGCAUUGUGGACUUUGUCAAAGUGGGUCUCUAUGAUGCAUCAUUAUCUGCAGACAAACAGUUGAAUCUACAAGAUGAGUCUUUAAUUUGGGCAAAGAACUCAUUAGAGGUUCCGGUGUCGGUUUGCAGUGAAAAGUGUCCCCCAGGAACACGCAAGGUUCUCCAAAAAGGAAAGCCUGUUUGCUGCUAUGAUUGCAUUCGAUGUCCAGAUGGAGAAAUAAGCAACAGCACAGAUUCCAUCACAUGUGUAAAAUGCCCUGAAGAGGCCUGGCCAAAUGAAAGACGAGAUUCCUGCUUAGAUAAAGAGUCUGUGUUCCUGUCUUAUGAGGAAAUAAUGGGGGCACUGCUCACUGCUGCCUCUUUAUUUGGAACGUGCUUGACAGCCAUUGUAGCGUUCAUUUUCUUCAGGCACAGGAAAACUCCUCUGGUGAGGGCAAAUAACUCUGAGCUGAGCUUCCUACUGCUCUUCUCUCUCAUUCUGUGUUUCCUGUGCUCUCUGACCUUCAUCGGCCGGCCCUCUGAGUGGACCUGCCAGCUGCGGCACACUGCUUUUGCCAUCACGUUUGUUCUCUGCAUCUCUUGUGUUCUGGGGAAGACAAUAGUUGUCCUGAUGGCUUUUAAAGCCAGACUUCCUGGUGGAAACAUGAUGAAGUGGUUUGGACCUACACAGCAGAGACUCAGCGUUCUGGGACUCACUCUUAUUCAAGUUAUUAUCUGUAUCCUCUGGUUAACCAUUUCCCCCCCUUUCCCUUUUAAAAAUGUUCAAGAGUUUAGAGAUAAAAUCAUCUUGGAGUGUGCUCUUGGCUCAGAGUUAGGGUUCUGGGCUGGACUUGGGUAUAUAGGUCUUCUGGCUGUCUUGUGCUUCAUUUCUGCGUUUUUGGCUCGGAAACUGCCCGAUAAUUUCAACGAAGCCAAAUUUAUUACAUUCAGCAUGCUGAUAUUCUGUGCAGUUUGGAUCACGUUCAUCCCAGCAUACGUCAGCUCUCCAGGGAAGUUCGGCGUUGCCGUGGAGAUCUUUGCCAUCCUUGCUUCCAGUUUUGGACUACUGAUUUGUAUUUUCAUCCCAAAAUGCUAUGUCAUCCUACUCAAACCUGACAAAAACACAAAAAAAUAUAUGAUGGGUAAGGGAGGAUCAUAAUAAACAACAAAAAUAUCCCAACUUUUGAAACCCCUUAAAGGCUGUCAAACCUGUAAGACAUUUUAAUGAAAGUUGUUUUUAAACUCUAGGUUAACCUGCAGCUGUAACCAAGUACAUAUGGAAUGCACAGAGUCAAGUGAUAUUUUACAUGUUUUCUUUAGUUUUUUUGCUCAA
Messenger RNA from Oryzias latipes (Japanese medaka), 2505 nucleotides. RefSeq names its product extracellular calcium-sensing receptor-like. Gene Ontology annotation, biological process: G protein-coupled receptor signaling pathway. Gene Ontology annotation, cellular component: plasma membrane. Gene Ontology annotation, molecular function: G protein-coupled receptor activity. The record is from RefSeq and is a predicted model, not a curated record. NCBI's taxonomy places the organism in Eukaryota, Metazoa, Chordata, Actinopteri, Beloniformes, Adrianichthyidae.